Mytilinidion resinicola is the source of this 1803-nucleotide messenger RNA. Its product is annotated as S-adenosyl-L-methionine-dependent methyltransferase. Gene Ontology annotation, biological process: cellular response to biotic stimulus. NCBI's taxonomy places the organism in Eukaryota, Fungi, Ascomycota, Dothideomycetes, Mytilinidiales, Mytilinidiaceae. Bases 79 to 1608 code for a protein of 509 amino acids. The transcript is spliced from 4 exons. The record is from RefSeq and is a predicted model, not a curated record.
CCCGAUAAUUGAUACGCCCACCGCCUCGAAACCUCUCAGCUCCACCUCCUCUCCUAAGCUUCUCCAACAUCCUACGCCAUGUCGGAAAAAAGCCAGGCCUCGUCUGAAGAGUCCUUUGCGUGGAUUGAGACUCCCCCCGCUCCAUCCCCAGCUCCCCCAGCACAGGAUUGCGGUGUGAGGACCACUUCGUACCCAGCCAUCAAGAAUGCACCCCUCCCCGCGGACGGCCCUGGAGGCGAACAAUUCUCCAAUCUUCUGCUCUUCUCCAUCCUGGGUGGUGUCCCACUAUACCUGUCCUGGAAAAUCGGUGGAGGAUGGAAGACGGCUGUAUUCAUCGGCAUAAUCGUCGACCUGCCUCUCCUCGCGGCCUUCUGGAUGACCAUGUCCGCGUUGUCGCCCCGCAAAACUGACAAGGCCUCGUUUCCCGGAAAGCCCAUCGAGCACUACCUCACUUUCCACAAGGAAGAGCACAAGGAGAAAUACCAUGGCAAGCGGACAAUUCCCAUGGAGACCUUCCAUGAGAUGUACUUUGAUAGUCAAGUGGACUUCAAUGGCGAUUGUCUGGAGAUUCUGGAGCAGCGCCACGACUGGGCAAAUUUCCGCUUCACCAUCAGCCUCAUUAAGUAUUUCUUGACUGGUAUGAUGCCAGAAGUCAUUAUGCACACUCGCAGCCAAGACGAGGAACAAGUCCGCGACCACUACGACCGCGGUGACGACUUCUAUGGCUGGUUCCUAGGCCCACGCAUGAUAUACACAUCUGGCAUAAUCUCUGACAUCCACAAGGAGGAAUCUCUGGAACAGCUCCAGGACAACAAGCUCGCCAUUGUAUGCGAGAAGAUCGCGGUCAAGCCCGGCGAACGCAUGCUCGACAUUGGCUGCGGCUGGGGCACUUUGGCCAAGUUUGCCUCUGUCAACUACGGUGCGCACGUCACAGGUAUCACAUUGGGUCGCAACCAGACUGCCUGGGGGAACAGCGGUCUCCGCCGCUCUGGCAUUGCUGAAGAUCAGAGCUGCAUCCUUUGCAUGGACUACCGCGACAUCACUAUCCCAGAAGGGAAGUAUAACAAGAUCACCUGCCUCGAAAUGGCCGAGCACGUUGGUGUGCGACACUUGGGCGGCUUCUUCUCACAGGUCUACAACAUGCUUGACGACGAUGGUGUCUUCUUCCUGCAGAUCGCUGGCUUAAGGAAAAGCUGGCAGUACGAGGAUCUCAUCUGGGGUCUAUUUAUGAACAAACACAUCUUCCCUGGUGCCGAUGCAUCGACUCCACUGGGCUUUGUUAUCGACAAACUUGAAGGCGCGGGUUUCGAGGUCAAGCAAGUUGACACUGUUGGCGUACACUACUCCGCUACACUGUGGCGCUGGUAUAGGAACUGGAUAGCGAACAAGGACAAGGUUGUUGCGAAGUAUGGCAUUAGGUGGUUCAGGAUUUGGGAGUUCUUUCUCGCCUACUCAACCAUCAUAUCUCGCCAGGGCUCUGCUACCUGCUUUCAAAUUACUCUCGUCAAGAAUAUCAACUCUACACACCGAGUUGAAGGCAUCGACACCCAAUUUGCAUUGUCCGGCGCGUUGAAUACGUCCAAAGCGCGUCUUGCGAAGAAGGCGUAAGAGCAAGCUAAAGAUAACUUAUUGCGAACGAAGGCAAGUAGCACAGCACUUCGCGGGUGACAGAUGCUUCCUGGGAGUAGGUGUGUACUCACAAGGAUUGAUGAAGAAAGUGAAGGAGAGAUGGUGGACCUGAAAAGGGGUAGUUAAUGUGAUGUGGAUAGUCAUGUGAUCGAAUCGCAUUGGUCGAAUCUAGAC